This is a messenger RNA of Emys orbicularis (European pond turtle), 870 nucleotides long. It is a transcript of the gene GJD3, whose product is annotated as gap junction protein delta 3. The record is from RefSeq and is a predicted model, not a curated record. The coding region runs from base 1 to 870 and encodes 289 amino acids. Lineage: Eukaryota; Metazoa; Chordata; Testudines; Emydidae. Gene Ontology annotation, cellular component: connexin complex. Gene Ontology annotation, biological process: cell-cell signaling. The transcript has a single exon. Gene Ontology annotation, molecular function: gap junction channel activity involved in AV node cell-bundle of His cell electrical coupling.
AUGGGCGAGUGGAGCUUCCUGAGCUCGCUGCUGGACGCCGUGCAGGAGCACUCGCCCAUGGUGGGCCGGUUCUGGCUGGUGGUGAUGCUGAUCUUCCGCAUCCUCAUCCUGGCCACGGUGGGCAGCGACAUCUUCGAGGACGAGCAGGAGGAGUUCGUCUGCAACACGCUGCAGCCGGGCUGCAAGCAGGUCUGCUACGACAAGGCCUUCCCCAUCUCCCACUAUCGCUUCUGGGUCUUCCACAUCGUGGUGCUCUCGGCGCCCGCCCUGCUCUUCGUCAUGUACGCCAUGCACCAGAGCGGCAAGCUGCGCCAGGGCGAGGAGGGCGGCUCCACGGGCCCGCCCCGGCUGCAGCCCAGCCAGCGCACCCACCACGUCCGCACCUUCUACCUGGUCAACGUGGCCAUGCGUAUCCUGGCUGAGAGCAGCUUCCUGGUGGGGCAGUGGCAGCUGUACGGGUUCCACGUGGAGCCGCACUUCACCUGCCAGCGCUCGCCCUGCCCCCACCACGUGGACUGCUUCGUGUCCCGGCCCACCGAGAAAACCAUCUUCAUCCUCUUCUACUUCGUGGUGGGCGUGGUCUCCACCCUGCUCAGCCUGGUGGAGCUGGCCCACCUGCUGGCCAAGGACAGGUGCCAGGGGACGGCAGCCAACAAGCCCCCGGCCGCCUCCUACGAGCAGCAGGAAAACUGGUCCAACCAGGCGCACGAGCAGUGCCAGCACUUCCUGCCCCCGGGUGACGGGGGCGCCAAGGGGGUGGCCUGCAGCGUCCCCAACCACUACAAGCCCUCAGCCCUGUUCCGGCCCCAAGCCCCCUCCACGGGCAGCAAGGUCUCCCAGGCCGCGGCCAGGGCCGAUUUGGUGGUCUAG